AUGUGCCAGAUCUUUGUGCCAAUGCCUAGAGAGACUGUGGGUGAGAUCCGCACGCAGCUGGUAGAGCAGUUCAAAUGCUUGGAGCAGCAGUCUGAGUCGCGGCUGCAGCUGCUGCAGGACCUCCAGGAGUUCUUCCGGCGGAAAGCAGAGAUUGAGUUGGAGUACUCCCGCAGCCUGGAGAAGCUGGCUGAGCGGUUCUCCUCCAAGAUCCGCAGCUCCCGGGAGCACCAGUUCAAGAAGGACCAGUACCUCCUCUCACCUGUGAACUGUUGGUAUCUGGUCCUGCAUCAGACCAGGCGGGAGAGUCGAGACCAUGCCACCCUCAAUGACAUCUUCAUGAAUAAUGUCAUCGUCCGCCUCUCACAGAUCAGUGAGGAUGUCAUCAGACUCUUCAAAAAGAGCAAGGAGAUUGGCCUGCAGAUGCAUGAGGAGCUCCUGAAGGUCACCAAUGAGCUUUACACAAGCAAGGAGAUUGGCCUGCAGAUGCAUGAGGAGCUCCUGAAGGUCACCAAUGAGCUUUACACAGUAGUCACUGUAGGAAAACCCCCAAUCCCUUCCGGCAGCGACUUGGCUCUCAUUUCUACUCCUUUCUUCCUCCAGAGGCAGGCAAAGUAUUCUGAGAACAAGCUGAAAUGCACCAAGGCCCGGAAUGACUACUUGCUGAACCUGGCAGCCACCAAUGCAGCUAUAAGCAAAUACUACAUCCAUGAUGUCUCCGACUUAAUUGAUUGCUGUGAUUUGGGCUUCCACGCCAGCCUGGCCCGCACCUUCCGGACCUACCUCUCAGCCGAGUACAACCUGGAGACCUCUCGCCACGAAGGGCUGGAUGUCAUUGAAAACGCGGUAGACAACCUGGAUUCCCGAAGUGACAAGCAUACAGUCAUGGACAUGUGCAACCAGGUCUUCUGUCCUCCCCUCAAAUUUGAGUUCCAGCCCCACAUGGGGGAUGAGGUGUGCCAGGUCAGCGCUCAGCAGCCUGUCCAGACAGAAUUGCUCAUGAGGUACCACCAGCUGCAGUCCAGACUGGCCACUCUGAAGAUAGAGAAUGAGGAGGUUAGGAAAACCCUGGAUGCCACCAUGCAGACCUUGCAGGACAUGCUGACCGUGGAGGACUUUGACGUGUCUGACGCUUUCCAACACAGUCGAUCUACAGAGUCUGUAAAGUCAGCUGCCUCUGAGACCUACAUGAGCAAGGUCAACAUUGCCAAAAGGAGAGCCAACCAGCAGGAAACAGAAAUGUUUUAUUUUACAAAAUUUAAAGAAUAUGUGAACGGCAGUAACCUCAUUACUAAGCUGCAGGCCAAGCAUGACUUACUCAAGCAGACCCUGGGCGAAGGGGAGAGAGCAGAAUGUGGCACAACCAGGCCCCCCUGUCUUCCCCCUAAGCCACAGAAAAUGAGGAGACCUAGGCCUCUCUCAGUGUGUAGCCAUAAACUAUUUAACGGCUGUAUGGAAACAUUCAUUAAGGACUCAGGACAAGCUAUACCGCUUGUAGUCGAGAGCUGCAUCCGAUACAUCAAUUUAUAUGGACUCCAGCAGCAGGGGAUCUUCAGAGUGCCAGGAUCUCAGGUCGAAGUCAACGACAUCAAAAAUUCCUUUGAGAGAGGCUGUGCUCUGAGUGGGCCUCUCCCGGGGGUCCCAGCCCUGGAAUACUCCCUACUGAUCGUGAGGCUUCUCCUAGAGGAGCUGCCUCCCGAACAAACUCACCACCUCCCUGUCCCCCAAUCCCAUCCUGAGGUCUAG
Manis javanica (Malayan pangolin) is the source of this 1743-nucleotide messenger RNA. The record is from RefSeq and is a predicted model, not a curated record. Lineage: Eukaryota; Metazoa; Chordata; Mammalia; Pholidota; Manidae.